Messenger RNA from Alternaria conjuncta, 516 nucleotides. RefSeq lists its product as uncharacterized. NCBI's taxonomy places the organism in Eukaryota, Fungi, Ascomycota, Dothideomycetes, Pleosporales, Pleosporaceae. Bases 1 to 516 code for a protein of 171 amino acids. The transcript has 2 exons. The record is from RefSeq and is a predicted model, not a curated record.
AUGUCUCAGCCCACGGCACCCUCUAUACCUGCAUUCUAUCGCAUAUUCUUUACAUACCUCGACCCCAUCAUCUGCGCUUGGGGCGCAACAAUGGACUUCUUCAUGCCCACCGUCGUCCUCUCAUCACACAUCCCCUCCCCCACCCCAGACAUCGGCCACGCCAUGAUCCUCAAGCAACGUGGCGGGGGCAUGCUAAAUUUCGGCAUCAUGUCUGCUGUCCUGCUACGAUACACAAACGACAUGAACGUCUGGCGCAUUGUCCAGUUGUCGUGCUUCGUUGUCGAUCUGGCAUACUAUUGGGCAGUCUGGGAGGUGUUGGCAAAGCAGGGCAGACUAAGCCUCUUGACUGAGAUUUCUCGCGCGGUUGAUUGUUUCCACGGGAUCUCGGCUCUUGUCUUGACCGAGUUUGACGACUGCGUCCAUGACGUGCAGAAUGCCGAUCAUGAAUUUUUUAACAAGCUCGUUGAAUCCCGAUUCGAGGGGGAUGCUGUCGUACAGCUCUUGCAAAUGUUCUAG